CUUUUCUUUCCCUUUCAAAUGGAAACGUACGACUUUUUCAUCUCUCCUGAUCUCCUCCGCCGUCUCCUCCGCCGUCUCCGCCUCCCGACUUGAUCUUCAUGGCUGCCACACAACAACAACCCAACUCCUCCUCCUCCUCCUCUCUCCGCCGCUCCUUGUCAGACUCCAACACGCGCCGCCGCCAACGCCGCCGUGGGAGCAUCUCCACAGCCUCCUCCUCCUCAAAAUCGUCCUGGUCCACAAAGCUAGCCAAACUCUUAGCCCGUCUCAACCUCUUCUCCCGGAACUCCGACUUGACGGAAGAAAGCCUCCAAGCCCAUAACGAACGAAUCGACGACCUCGAUAAAACCCCCCUUAAAUCCAGCCCUUAUUACCGCGGCCUCACUGACUCCUCCCUCGCCAUCAAUUACCACCAUGGCCCACUCACCACUGGUCCCCACCACUACGCCAGCUCAACCACCACGGCCCAAACUCAAACCUCUCUCUCAUACGCCGUCGUUUCAAAACUCAAGGAGUGGGCCCCAUGUCUCAUAGGAAAACCCAAUACGAAGCCGCCAGCUCAUCAACAAUACGAAACUCCAACGACGACAACAGUUGUGGGUAAAACGACGUCGUUGGCUGUUUCGUCGUCUCCGGAGAAGAUUGAGAGGUGGGCGACGGAGAAGGAAGAGAAGCUGUUGAGGGAGAGAUUAGUAAUGUAUGGGCGGAGAGAGGGAGGGAGUGGAGUGGGGGUAGACGGCGGAGGAGAGGCGGCGGAGAAGGAGAGGUACACGUGGGGGGAUAAAUACAGGCCAAAAGUGCUGGAGGAUUUUAUAUGCAAUCGGAAAACGGCGUGUGAGUUGAAGAAAGUGGUGGAGGAGAAGGGAUGUGGGCAUUAUAUAUUCGAAGGGCCGCCGGGAGUUGGGAAAAGGACGAUGAUUCAAGCCAUGCUCAGACAGGCUUUCGGAGAACAAGCAAUGGAGGUCAAGGAAGUUGAUAGAGUUUUUGCCUUGAAGAGUGAAAUGGUGGGGAGCAUUGAAGUAAAGGUGAAGGAAUCAUCCCAUUGUGUGGAAGUCAAUCUCUCACAAACCAAAGGCUUUGAGAAACAAGUCAUUGACCAGCUCAUCAAAGAAACUCAAUCCCCUUUGCCAUGUAAUCAUGCCAGAUGUCGAGGGAUAUUGUUAUGUGAAGCAGAUCAGCUAUCAAAUGAAACCCUAAUGUACGUAAAAUGGGCAAUUGAGAGGAACAAAGGGUGCAGCAAAAUCUUCUUCUGUUGCUCUGAUGUCUCUAAGCUUCUUCUUCUUAGCUCUUUCUGCACUCACGUUCAUCUCUCCCCACCUUCAAAGCAAGAGAUAGUGGAAGUUCUGGAAUACAUAGCAAAACAACAAGAAUUCGACUUGUCGCGUCGAAUGGCAGAGAGAAUCGCCGACAAUUCCAAGAACAACCUCCGACAAGCCAUUCGAUCCUUGGAGGCUUCGUGGAAAAAAAGUCGCUUGUUUGAAGAAGAUGAGAAUAAAUUAUUGACGGGUUGGGAAGAUGAUAUUGCUGAUGUUGCUAAGAAGAUCGUCGAGGAGCAAAGCCCAAAACAGCUGUAUAUUGUUCGUGGAAAGCUAAAAAAGCUUAUUGAAUACGAUGUCUCCCCCAAUUUCAUUUUUAAGACUCUAGUAGAUGAAUUAAAGAAGUUCUUGGACGAAGAAUUACAGCAUCGAGUCGAAAGUUUCUAUGCCGAUUAUAACAAAAUGGAGGAAAAACCAUUUGUCACUGAAAAAGGCAAUGGGGAAGAAGCCGUGAUCAAAGAGCUGCAUGAUCCUAUGAGAAAGAACGUUAACCACUUCUUGAAGAUUGAAGAAUUCAUAGCGAAGUUCAUGAGCUGCUACAAGGGAGAAGCAAAUAAGAACAAUUAUUUGCUGACAUGAAAAUAAAUAAAUAAAUAAAUACUCUCAAUAUACGAAAGCUUGGUGUUUGGGGGAAAAGACGCUUUUAGCCUUCCCCUUGGUUAUACAGAUCAUAUUAUUGUUUAAUAUAUUUAUACACAAACUUAUAAGAUAUUACAUGUAAUAUUAUUUGGAUUUUA
This is a messenger RNA of Cucurbita moschata (crookneck pumpkin), 2053 nucleotides long. RefSeq names its product replication factor C subunit 3-like. Gene Ontology annotation, biological process: DNA-templated DNA replication; DNA repair. Gene Ontology annotation, molecular function: DNA clamp loader activity; DNA binding. Gene Ontology annotation, cellular component: nucleus; DNA replication factor C complex. The coding region runs from base 99 to 1895 and encodes 598 amino acids. NCBI's taxonomy places the organism in Eukaryota, Viridiplantae, Streptophyta, Magnoliopsida, Cucurbitales, Cucurbitaceae. The transcript has 10 exons. The record is from RefSeq and is a predicted model, not a curated record.